Zootoca vivipara (common lizard) is the source of this 1371-nucleotide messenger RNA. Its product is annotated as melatonin receptor pdcr-1-like. NCBI's taxonomy places the organism in Eukaryota, Metazoa, Chordata, Lepidosauria, Squamata, Lacertidae. The record is from RefSeq and is a predicted model, not a curated record. Gene Ontology annotation, molecular function: G protein-coupled receptor activity. Gene Ontology annotation, cellular component: membrane. Gene Ontology annotation, biological process: G protein-coupled receptor signaling pathway.
AUGAUGAUUCCCUGCUAUAUCUUGCUGCUGCUGCUUCUAAAGCUAGCAGGCACCUGGGCUGCUCAAAAGGGAGAAUGCGAUGUGGCCUGGACUCCCGUGACUAAAGGAACAGAGCAGCCAGAGUCUAGAAAAGGAAACCUGUUGGCUGUACAAGAAAGAAAAGAUGCAAGGAGAGAUGGGCAUGCCCUGGGGGAACAAAUUCCCAACCUGAAGUGGAAGGAAGAAGCCCAAACAAUUGAGCCAAGACCGCCUGAGGAUCUUGUAGGGGAGCAGCCCCCCAAGAAGGACCCCCGAGUUAAAGAAGGUCCCCCCUGGCAGCAGGGCCCUUGUCCCAGCAAUGGUGGCCCUCAGCAGUGGUGCGGCAGCUGGAUGGUGAAAACCAGCUUGAUCUGUGCUUUGGGGCUGCUGGCCCUAGUGGGCAAUGGGACCAUCAUCACAGUCAUUGCCUCCUCUGUGUCCGGCUGGAGUCACAGCACCCGCCUGGUGCUGUUGUCCUUGGCUGCGGCCGAUACCGCCCUGGCAGUGCUGGUGGUGCCCCUCAACCUCUACCGUAGCUUGGUGGUGGGGCCGGUGGCAGAAGAAGGGGAGGCGUCGUCCUGCCGGGCGGUGGCCUUCAUCAACUGCUGCAUUUUUGGGGCUUCCCUCUACUCCUUGGCAGGUGUCUCCCUGGAGCGCUACGUGGCCAUUUUCUACCCUCUGCACUACAGGCGCCUGCUGAGCCACAAGAGGGUGGUCCUCCUCAUCACCGCUGCCUGGCUCCUGCCGGCCCUUCUGCUGGUGCCGCUGGCCGUGCCGGGCCCGGGAGCCAUGCUCCAAGUUCGCUUCUCGGCCUCAGCCCUGCUGUGUGAGCCAGACUAUGGCUCAAACACCACCUACUCCCUCUUCAUAGCGGGCACCAUUUUCUGCCCUGCUGCUGGGACCAUCACCUUUGCCAACCUGUGUCUGUGGCUGGCAGCCCGCUCCCAAUGCCGGCGUGGGAAAGGGGGCAGGGCCCUUCCAGGGAAAGAGGCAGGGCUGAAGAUGCGCUGUGUGCUGCAGUUGGAUGCUGCAGCCCGCAUCCUCCUGCCUGUCGUCAUCGCCUUCUAUGUCUGCUGGGUGCCCUGCAUCGUCACCAUGCUGUACAAUGCUGUCACCCACGAAAGAGUCCAUGGAUGGGUUGAGAUGGUGGCCUUGUGGCUCCCCAUAGGCAGUGGCUUCCUCAACUGCUUUGUCUACUUCUGGACCAACAGGAGCUUCCGGCACAAGUUCCAGAAGAUCGGGCAUAAGCUGUGCUGGCCCUGCUAUCAGGCCACAGAGGACCAAUGGUGGCAGCAGCAGCAACAGGAGCUCCCUACCGUCAGUGCAGCCGUGAGCAGCAUAACCUCCCGCUAA